Molecule: messenger RNA, 5465 nt
Organism: Etheostoma spectabile (orangethroat darter)
Lineage: Eukaryota; Metazoa; Chordata; Actinopteri; Perciformes; Percidae
Gene: spag5
Product: sperm associated antigen 5
Exons: 25
Coding region: 185-5269 (1694 amino acids)
Biological process (GO): regulation of attachment of spindle microtubules to kinetochore; cell division
Source: RefSeq, a predicted model, not a curated record
ACACAACAACGAAGAAUAUAAAUGAUCCAAUAGCAGAGCUGACAUUUGUGUUUUGAAUGAAACGCGGUUGAUGGCUGCUUGACGCAGUUUGUUUAUCCGAUUCUUGUAGCGUUUUGCAACGUUCGUUAAAGUUAACUGGUACAAAUUGGAAGCUGUAAAAUAAUUGUCCCGGCACGCCGGAGUUAUGUCCUCCAGGAAAUCAAGUUCCAGUGUGGGAGGCUUGCUUUCAAGCAAAUGUGUAGAGCGUACCCCUCUGAGAAGCCUGCAGAAUGAAUUGCUGCAUCCGUCAACUCCAUCACGGUUCAAAUCGAAAUCACUUCUCAAUGCAGAUGUGAAACUGACAAUGGCUGAUGUUCCUUUAUGUGACCCAAAAAACCCCAUGCAGUCUCCUACAUCCGACUCAGUGAUUCAAAUCAGUGCUUUCACUAUUGAUGAUACCACUUGUACAGAAACAGCUUGUGGACUUGGAGAUGUAACAUAUAAAUCCUUCGUCUGUCCUGGUGGGGAGGUUGAGGUUACAGGCUCAGCAGCGUGUGCAGAAGAGAGUAUUAUUUUGCCCAUGAACCAGGGUAUAAAAAGCAUUCAAGAAACAGAAGAUACAGUCAUCUCUGACAGUAUAAUAGUUCAGUCAUGCAGUGACCACGUUGAUCACCCCUAUUACAAUCCUGAGAUGAAAGAUGCUUCCUUGAUUGACGUUGAUGCAGCAUGUCUCUGUGAAAUUUCAAACUCUAAACUAACUCAUGAAGACUUGGAUGACAAACACGCACAAGAUUUCAGAGCUUUUCAGAAUGACUGCUUUGAAGAGAAAGAUGUCACUUGGAAAUCCUUUGUUUGUGAUGGCGGUGAGGUGGAAGUUCCUGAUGUCACCAGACUACAAGAAGAGACCAUUCCUCUGCCCAAGGAACAGCUGGGUGAACCUAUACAAGACAACAGUGUAAAUUUAACAAAUCUCUCAGAUUCUGGCCAAUUAUGUCACGUUGAACACUCGGAUCAUCCCUACUUUAGCAGUGACAAUGGUAUUUGUCUCAUCACCUCCUUCCCUGACACAACAAAUACUCCUGAAAAACCUGCCGUUGGACUGAGUGAUGCAACCAUCAAAUCAUUUAACUGCAGUGGAGGUGUGAUUUUUGGUGGUGCCAAACUUGCAGAUGAGGCUGUUCCUCUACCAGCUGACCAAACUGCAACCUGCAGUGAGUCAUACAAUUAUGGUAUAGAGCCAGGCAUGUUUGCUAGUGACCAAUAUGUGCAAAACAGUAAUGAGCAUUCAGAUCUCCCACACUGCAAUAUGGAAAAUUACCCAUUGGGGGAACCAUUACCAUUCAGCCUUGAUGUUGUGGAUGAGGAUAAACCAAUAAGCUUGGUGUUGCAAGAUUACCAGACUGGCAGACAGGCAGAAACUACAUUGAGCUCUUUCAUCAGUGCCAGAAAGGAUGUUGAAAUACCAAAUGGCACUCGAUUGUCUCAGAAGAUGUUCCCUCUGCCUGACGACCAGGCUGUGAUCAGCCAGCCCCUAGAUUACAAUGGUAUACCUACUUCGCUUACACAGGAUCACGUUCAAGAUGACUAUGAGAAAUCUAACAUUCAUGUGGAAAAUGAAGUUGUGGUUGAUACUGACCCACCAACUAUCAGUACAUCUUCACUGACUGACACAUCUUCAAAGGCACUGGAUGAUAAAUCAGUUAAGUGUCAAAUGCAAGAAACCUCUAAGGACUUGAUGCAUCCUGUGGACAGUGCAUUGCCUAUGCUUUAUAGAUCUGAGUCUUCUGACGGAAGCCAUACACUUGUGGAAGUGCAUGAGAAACACGUAUCUCAAGUGCAAAUCAGCAGUGAAUUCCAUAAAUCCAGUGAGGACAAAGACUGUGCUCUCGGUUCACCUGGGAAUGGCUUGAUUCUUUGUGACUCUGCAGAAAAACCUUGGUCAGAAAACCUCCCUAAUGUUUUGAAAGUGCAGUCAGAAUGUCCCUCAGUAGCAUCACGUUUGCCAUUUGGGAUCCUCAGUCCGAUUGUUAGAAGAGCCUCUCUCGCUGUAUUAAAGGCUUUUAAGGGUCCUGCUUUUGACCAAUUUUGUGAUGAGUCUGCUUUCAAUGGUGGAACGAGCUUUGUGGCUGAUUGUUGUUCAAAUUUUGACCAACCUGGGUUAUUGGGAGAGCACCUGGUGAGCCCCAUGCCACGUCCUCUGUUAAACUCUACAGCACUAGAUUGCAAGCCAGAACCAGUCACUGAGCCCGUUGAUGUGCGUGCAAAGCCUUGUGCAGUGUCCCAGCCAGAGCCAGUUACUGAGCCACUUAAAGAGCCAUGUGCAGUGCCUCAGAUUGAAGGGGAGGUUCUGGAUAUGCCUAUGAUUCCAGAUGGUCCCCUUCAGCUGCAGCUUCGGCAGAUGGCCGAGUUCCUUUUCUUGGCAUCAGGAAAGAUGGGUCCUGCUACUACCGCUCUGCGUCCUGCUGCUGUCAUGGUCCCAUCGGCAUCAGCUACUCCUGCAGAAUCCCACAGUGUCUGUGUGGGUACCACUCCUGUUAAAUGGUUAGACCAUAGUGUCAAUACAUCUGGCCAGUUUGAGCGAAAGAGGGAUUUCUCUGUGGUUGAUGCCUGCACUCUGACUGACCCCCUCCUGUGGAAUCUACCUCCGUACGGCCUUGAGGGUCUCCCCAGACAAGAGCUGGAGCAAGGGUUAAGGUCUAGCAUGAUCAUGGUUGAGGCUCUUGUGCAGCAGUUGACUGCAGCCAGGGCAAAUGGAUGUUCUUCUGCAGGCCCUGCACCCUCAGACCUCAGGGAGAAACUAGUGCAAACAGACCAUACUGAACUCAGUCAGAACACAAUGUACAGAGACCUAUAUUUGGAGGCUCUAAACAGGGUUCGGGAUUUGGAGACGGACAGUAGUUCUUUACAGAACCUCACCCAGUGUAUGCAGGACAUGAGGGUCACCAUGACAUCUUUGAGUUGUGACACAGAUGCUGCUCUCUCUAACAUGAAGCAACUGGGAGACAAUGUCAGAGAGGACCAUCAAAGCCUUGUUUUACAUUACGAUCAGAUGAAGUCUCUAUUUGAGAAAACAAAGGAAAUGCAGACAACAAUGAUGCAGAAGGUCAAAGAUGCUCUUCACCAAAGAGAUGACAUGACGAUACAGAUGGAGGAGGCCUUCAGAGUCAAGAAGGCGGCCUUCAGUGCGAUGGAACAAUUGAGGACACACUGUGCUACAGAAAUCUCAGCACUGGAAAGGAUUGUGGGGUCUCAGCAAGAACUGUCAUCUGCCCUAAACCAGACUUACCCACAACAGGUUGCAUUAAACCAGGCAUACACUGAAAUGCUGAAUUCUGCUUCUGAUGUUUUGUCCACAACCAUGGAUGAACAAUCCAGUUUGAUGAAUGAACUCUGCACAGUUAGAGGCCUGAUGCAGAAAACUGCUCCCAUGCUUCUGAAGCUGAAUGAGAAGGCAGCUGCUGCUUUGAGAGAGAGGGAUGAACAUAUGUCUGCAAGAGACCAAGCUGUUGAAGAGGGAGAGCAGAUCAAAGAAGAAUUAAACCAAGCUUACAUGAAUCUCCAAUCUGCCAGAGAACAGAUUGGUGAUUUAAAUCUGCAGGUGACAAUUCUGACCUCAGAGAUGGGUGUGCUGCGUCAGAAGCUAACCGAAAGGGAGGAAGAGAGGGGUCCGCUGGAGAGGAAGGUGACUGAGCUGUCUGCCACCGUUUCCUCCACUUUGGCUUCCUACACCUUCUUGGAACAGGCCCUUGGUGCUGAGACUACAAAGUUGAAGCAGUCGUGGAAGGAAAUCCAGCUAGCAAAGGACAGAGCAAAUGAGUUGGAGACGUCACUGGGUCAGUCAGAGCAGCGGGUUGCUGACUUAAGUAAGGCUCUGGCUCAAAAUGAGGAGCAGCUCAGUCAGCUGCAGCUCCUCUCGCAGUCACAGAACCUGCAGAUCCAGCAACUCCAGGAUGUUUGCACUCAACUUGGUGGUGUGCGGGAGAUGAACGAGUUCUUACAGAUGGAGAAUGAGUUGGCUAGGGAGCAGGUGGUUGAAAGUGAGCGUAUGCUGAUGGCCAACCUCCAGGCGCUCCGGGAGAGGAACAUCCAGUGUGAGGACCUAAAAAGAGAACUUGGUCAAUUUCAGCUUGAGAACAGGAGUUUGCACAAGGAGCUGGAAAGUACAAAGUCCAGAGUCAGUGCAACCCAGAUGGAGCUUGGAGAGAAACUGGCACAGGCGGUCACCGAAAUUACAUUGCUGCAUCACACGCUGCGAGGACUGACUAAUGAAAUACACGCAGCGCUCAAUGACCAGAAACCAGAACCCAAGAAGGAUAAAGAGUCUCAUGCAGUCCACACCAUGGAGCGUUGUCACCCCUCCAGCUCUUUUGUUGAUAGCAUCAUGGUAGCACUAACUUCUGAGAAGGAGGAAGAUGCCUCAACAGAGACACCACCUGGAUCAGGCCCGUCAGACACGCCCGAGCCACUGCGUGAAACUUUGUUCAGCGAGACGAGUGCCUUCACACGCAUUGCCAUCACCCCUAAAAAGAAUUUCAGUACAGUGGCGUUUGAGCCUGAAGAAGACGAUCAAAGCAGCAUGGCAGAGCUGUUCGUUGGCCUGGGAAGCACCGUCACAGAACUUAUCAGCACCCUGAAACUGCUGCGACAGCGUAAAGAUGCUCAGCUGGAGGAGCUGCACAACACCAUCUCUGUCCUGCAGGUGGAGCAGCAGGCUGCAGACGACAGACACAAGGCGGAGGUGUUUGAACUUAAACAUCAACUCAGCCGUCUGAACAGCUUGUUUGAGAAGGGAAAUCAGGCACUGCAGCAGAAAGCUCAGGAUGAGAAAACUGUGACAAAGUUGAUGGCAGAAAUACAAGAGACCCAGGAAACUCUAAUUAAACACAAGGCCGACAGUAACGAAUUGCGGAAGGAGGUGGUUGAGCUUCGCCGUUCUCUCCAGCAGUCAAAGGUGGAGUGUCAAUUCCUGCGGGAGGAGUUGAGGAAAGCUGGAAGCCAAGCUGGUAGCCAGUCAGCUAAUCCGGCACAUUUCAUGGAAGAGAAGAUUCAGUUAUUGAGAGAGGUUGAAAGACUGAAGUUGUGUCUUCAGGAGGGGGAGCAGGCCAGAGUUAAACUCCUUGAUAGAGCAAAAAGACAUCAAAUGAUCCACCAGACCAACCAGCAGAAAAGUGAGAAUGAGCUUCAGAUGUUAAACAAAGUCAUUAAUAAAGUCAGAGAGACUCUGCUGUCUUUGCCUGUGGUUGUAAAGAAUUGUGAACAACUGGAACAGCUUAUGGAAUACAUUGGCUAAUGUGUUUGUCCUUGUCACCUGUAUUCAUUGUAUUUGUCAGUUAUUUCCUUGUGUUAAUAUUUUUAGCAUGAAUUAAAAACAAUUUUAACCUUAUGGAUUGUCUUUGUCUUUUGAACACCAUGGGUUAAGGUCUUUUUGCUAAACCAAACAAAACAGCACUGUUGUGUGACAUAAAAUGAACAAAUAGACAAAUCAC